AAGACGGAUCAUCAUUAAGACAUCAUGAAGGCUUCAUGUGUCUCCAUGAUUUUCGGCCUGGCCGCGCUGCAGUUUGGACAGACUGAUUCUGCAGGUCGUUCUGUGAUCCUGGAGUUGCCCAAACUUCCUGUGAUUAGAGGAAGUGAUGUCACUCUUCAGUGUAAAAGCAGCGAUGGCUCCAAACCAACGAUGUUCUUCUUCAGGAACGGGAGCUUCAUUGGACACAGAUCCACGGGAGAGUUUACCAUCGGUGACGUGCAGCAGACCGAUGAAGGCCUCUAUCACUGCUCCGCUGGUUUAUUCUCAUUGUCGGAGAAGACGUGGCUGAGAGUCACAG
Messenger RNA from Plectropomus leopardus (leopard coralgrouper), 337 nucleotides. The record is from RefSeq and is a predicted model, not a curated record. Lineage: Eukaryota; Metazoa; Chordata; Actinopteri; Perciformes; Serranidae.